Messenger RNA from Caenorhabditis auriculariae, 489 nucleotides. The record is from the annotation of a GenBank genome assembly. NCBI's taxonomy places the organism in Eukaryota, Metazoa, Nematoda, Chromadorea, Rhabditida, Rhabditidae.
AUGAAUCAUUCGACUGAUCUUUCAGAAAAGCACCCGGAGAUGUCGUCGAACCGCGCUCAACAGCUGCUCAAAGAGAUGAACGAUGCUCUGAACGAAGCGGACGACAUCGUGCAGUUCGAAGAGAACAUCCAGUCUUGGCUGGAAGUGGCCAUGGACCGGGUUCAUAUUGGUAAUGAGCUGCGUCGUCAAAUCGAGGUCCGCAGGGUCAAGAAAGAGUUGGAGAUGAUCAUCGAGAAAGCGUCGAACCUCGUGGCGAAGGCUGAAGAUGCUCAGGCCGCCUUCGAACAGUUGAUGGAGGAAAAUGGCGACGAAUGCGUGAGUUUCUAACUGAAAUUCUUCAGAAAUGGUGAUAUUCCGAACUGACAUUGAUUUUUGCAGGCGGAGGACGGUGAGCCGGCUCGAGAGCUGGACUUGGACGAGUCGAAAGAAGAGGACGACGAGCAACUAGGGAGCGCAGCCCCCAACGACGUCGACGUCGAUUCGCCUUGA